UAAAGUAAUAGAAACUGUAAGAUUUUUCUUAAAUGUGAAAUAAACAACAGUGCAAAAUGAAGAUUUUCUUCUCUAUAGUGGCCCUAACGGCCCUUUUUGUAAAUUCACAAUCACAGUUAUUUGUGCCGGCUAAUGUCCUCAUACCGGUAUACAAUAUUUCGCGUCCGGCCCUUAACCACACCCAUUGGAACCCACCGGCCCUUAACAACACGCAUUGGAAACCACCGGCGCUUAAUAAGACGGCCCCUAACGUGUGGAAUUACACAACUCCCAGAGGUGACGUAAUAAUUGGAAACAUCGGAAAUUUGGAUAGGCUACUAUUUAAUCAGGCAUAUUACAAACCGAGUCGUUUGUGGUCCAGCCGAGAAAAAAUCAUCGAAUAUCCCAAAGAUGGAAAAUACGGUUAUAACAGUCACGAGACGAUAAGUUCAAUCAGAAUUUAUAACCAAUUCAACAAUGGUUUAGAUUCGAAAGCGGAAAUUUUGUCAGGUGGAGUCGGUUCUAAAUUUGUCAAAAUUAAAUUGUCUUCCCGUCGAAACAAAGGUUUCAGGUAUUUAGUCCAUAUUUUCGGACACUAAUGUGUAAUAUUUAAAAUAAAUGAUGGUGAAGGGAA
Tribolium madens (black flour beetle) is the source of this 613-nucleotide messenger RNA. RefSeq lists its product as uncharacterized. The record is from RefSeq and is a predicted model, not a curated record. Lineage: Eukaryota; Metazoa; Arthropoda; Insecta; Coleoptera; Tenebrionidae. The transcript has 2 exons. Bases 57 to 578 code for a protein of 173 amino acids.